Messenger RNA from Rotaria sp. Silwood2, 1524 nucleotides. Lineage: Eukaryota; Metazoa; Rotifera; Eurotatoria; Philodinida; Philodinidae. The record is from the annotation of a GenBank genome assembly.
AUGGUGAUCAUAAAAGAUAAAUUAAAAAUAAAAAUUCUUGAAAAUAAUAAUGAAGUUUUUCCAAUAUUAAUACGUGAUAUUGGAGAAAAUUUAAAAGUAGGAGAAGAUGUUGCCUUAGUUCGUUUUGAUACAUAUGCUGAUUUUCUUGUACCAAGAAAUGUCCAAGCAGAUGAAAUUCAAACCUUAAAUCAUCUUGUUGAUUCAAUCAAUAAUCAAUGUUGGAUACUUCCAGCUGUUUAUAAGGGAUACAUAACAAAAAUUUUUUGGUUUAAACCACCAUGGGCUCAUCAGUUUCUUGAUGGUGUCUAUCAAUUACAAAUAGGAAAAUGUCAACAAACUGGUCUAUUAAAAGUUGCUUCACCACUUCCAUAUUUCACUUCGAAUUGUGUUUAUUCACCAAUUGAUAAACUUUCCAAUAUUCAUACAGUUGAUAUAUACAUAUCAACAAGUGGACUAGCAAAAAAUUAUUCAACAACAACUGAAAAAACUACUACACCAAUAUAUGAUAAUGAAAAUGAGACUGAACUUUUAGAUAAUGAUAAUCGAAAAAAAGCUAAAUUAUCCAUGAAUGACACAAAUCAUAAAAAUUCACCAUCAUCAGCUAAACGUAUCUAUGCACUUGAUGCAAAAUUAAUAAAUGAAUUACUUGCAACUAAACAAUUUUUAAUUGAUAUUGAUCUAUCAUUUUUUUCAACAGAUGAUUCAAUACGUAAACAAUUUGAUGAAAAUGAAUAUGAAAUUCUUCGGUAUGUUUAUACACGUAUCGCACAAGAACAUUCUGAUACAGAAAUUUUACCAUAUAUGACAGCACGUUUAAAUACAUUAGAACAAAUACGUACAAUUAUGAAUGAAUAUUUAAAUGAUCCAAAACAAGAUCAACCCAUAUCUAUUGAUAAUACUUAUUUAGCUGCAUUAAUUGCUAUUAUUCGUUAUAAAAAACUUGAUUGGAAAUCAAUACAUAAUUAUGGCAUACAUCUAUCUGAUACAAGACCACCAUUACAUGUUUCAUCUGAAGGAAUGAUACUUUAUUUACUUGAGUCAAUGGCUAAAGUUUUAGAAUCAAUUGAAAAACAUCCUAUUCUUAUUACUGUUUCAAGAUGUGUUAAUGAUGGAUUUUGUUCAUUGGAACAAGCUGAUUUAAUACAGUUACAUGUUGAAAAAAAACUUCGAAAACUUUAUAAAAUCGAUGAAAUCAUUGGAAAAAGUUUAUCAAAAUCAUUAGCUAAUGAUGAUAACAAUGAAGAUGACUAUAAUGAUGAAGGCAAUCAAGAAAAAAAAUCUCUAACAAAAACAAAUGAUGAACAUACUCAUCGUUUAAAUACUACAAAUGAUGAUAAAACUAUACACAUGGAAACAACAAAUAAAAGUGUAACAUCAAAAAAUGAUAAUGAUAUUAAUAUUUCGUCAUCAAUGAAUUUAAAUAAUCAAAAAUCACUUUCACCAUCAAAAUCAAAUUUAUCACCAGGUGAAAUAAAGCCAAUAUCACCAUCAUCACUAUCCGAAACAUCUCCUAUAUCAAACUGA